AUGGGCAAGAGCCGCGGCAGCAUAGCUUUCUUCGGGACCUACAGGCCCCCGGUGCCCCUGGACAUCUUCUCCUGCCCCACUAAUCCGACGCCGCUGUCGGCCAAGGACGAGCUGCUCCUCACCGAUGGCGAGUCGUACAACCAGAACGGGCAGCCCAUCCCAGCAGCGGCGCUGAGAGAGCUCCUGACGUUCUUGGGCAAGAAGAACCCGAAGCUGGCGUCGGCGUGCGGCCAAGGAUCUGGGAUUCGACCGAGACAGUCCGAAUUUCGGCAAAAUUCGUCCAUUUCAAACCUUGCGUGCGGCGCCACCCCGGAGGACGCGGUGCAGGGCCGCGUCACUGGCCUGGUGUUUGUCUCCGAGAGGGACAGCGGCCUGGAGACGCUGCACGUGGCUUUGCGCUUCGUCGUCGGCGGCAAGGUCAAGGUGCUGAGCCUGGCCGACAUCUACGGCGCCGACACCUUCGGCGGCGUGCGCAUGGAGGACAGCGGCUGCGUCGCUGGGGGCUUCAAAGUUGGGCGUUCCACCGUCGGCCACUCCCUGGUGUACGUGUCCACCAAGGAGCCGGUGAGAGCACGGCGGGCCCCGUGGACCGUGGUGUACCGAACCAACCUCGCCGACGGCAAGACCGAGCGACUGACACCGCCGGGCCAGUACGAUCUAAGCCCCGCGGUGUCGCCGUCUGGGAAGAUGGUGGCGGUGGCCAACUUCCAACAGAACAGGUGGAGCGGCCAGAUCGAGAACCUCAAGACGGACAUUGUGAUUAUGAACGUGGACCGGCGAGCGCAGGGCGGCCUGGGCCGCAGCCGCCUUAUCAAGGACGGUGGCUGGCCGACGUGGGGCAGCGACAAUGUCAUCUUCUUCCACCGAGGGUUCGACACCACGCCGCCCUCCAACACCGCCAGGUGGGGCGUCUUCCGGUACGACAUCGCUUCUGGCAAGGAAGAACGCGUGACGCUGGAGAGCAUCGAUGCCAUGACUCCAGCUGCCAUCAGCGAGACCAAAGUGGCCGUGGCCACCGUCCGCGAGAAAUCCAAGCAGGUUCUCAUGAAGGUGGAGCGCGUGGUGACACAGUACAGGCACAUCGAGAUCUUCGACACGGCCUCGCCGGCGGGGCAGCCGCCGGUGCCCAUCACCCAGAAGACCAGGCCUGAAGGCGACCACUACAACCCCUUCGUGCUCGACGGAGGAAGACGCGUCGGCUACCACCGCUGCAGAACGGACAAGCUACUCAAGGUCCAAAGGAGUACGACGAGCAUCCAGAGGAGGUUCGACAAGGUGCAGCCGCCGGAGUCGCACGCUGACGUGGGGCUCUUCCGGGUGACCGGCGUGUUCCCGUCCGUCUCCAAGAACGGCAAGAAGCUGGCCUUCGUGGACAACGAGUUCAAGGCCGUGUGGCUCGCCGACAGCAGAGGCCUCCGCGUGGUGUACAAGGUGAGGGCGUCCAAGAGCGUCUUCUCCACGUCGUGGAAGCAGAACGACGACCUGGACACGCUCUACGUCUGCGAAGGGCCGGCCUUCUCCAUCGACAGCCCGGUGCAGAUCAUGAGGAUCCCUAACGUGUCCAGGGAGGACUACGAGAACGUGGAGACGUUCCCGCUCACCGACGAGGAGUACAACUGCGCCUUCCCGUCCACCAACGCCGAGGGCACCAAGCUCGUGUUCCGGUCCAGCAGGAACAGGGUGCCGGGAGGGGAGAGGCAGCACAAGAACCUCUACAUCAUAGACGCAGUGAAGGGGGAGGCCGCUGGUGUGGACCAGCUCACCGACGGAGCAUGGACCGACACCCACUGCAGCUGGUCGCCCAGGGAGGGCUGCGACUGGAUCGUCUUCUCCUCCUCCGGCAGGCCCGAGGCAGACGUCGUCAAGGGCAGGGACGAGCCGGAGAAGGACCACGGCCUGGACCCAGGCUACUUCGCCGUGUACCUGGUGAACGCGAAAGGCAUCAAGAAGGGCGAGGUGCCGGUGCCCGUGCGGGUGAUCCACAGCGCGCCCACCAUCGCCGGGCACAUCAACCACCCCGUGUUCAGCCCGGACAUGGCGAGCAUCGUCUUCGCCGCCGACCUCGCCGCGGUCUCCGCCGACCCCAUCUCCAUGCCGCACUUCACGCACUCGGUCAGGCCCUACGGCGACAUCUUCUCCGUAAACCUGCGUGACACCACGGACAUAGCCAAGAACAGGGACAUCCAGGAGUUCCACCGCAUCACGCACAGCCGCUACGAGUACUCGACGCCGACGUGGUCCAGUAGCUCCGACGACGAGGAGGACCCCAACGCUAAGUGGAAGAUGCUGGAGAGCUUGCCCAACUUCACGCCGUGGUGCCCGUACGCGCGCGGCGAAGCGGGCGAGAAGGAGGGCUGGCACAUGACCGGACACCUCACCAUCCAAAAGCGCUGCUGCUGA
Molecule: messenger RNA, 2400 nt
Organism: Miscanthus lutarioriparius
Lineage: Eukaryota; Viridiplantae; Streptophyta; Magnoliopsida; Poales; Poaceae
Source: the annotation of a GenBank genome assembly